AUGACUUCAUUGCCUACAAAUCGAAUUUUUGAUUUACGAAGUGAAAUCCAUAAAAAUCUACCACAAGUUCACGCUAAUAAAGUGCAAUGUGAACGUCUUUGUCAGCGAAUUGAUCAAUUAAUCGAGUCUAUCGAGCGUUUAGAACAUGCAACGUCAUCAAUAGUACGCGAAGAAACCCGUCCGAUUCUUGAUAGUCUACUGCAAUGUGUUGAUGAUUGCAAUCAGUAUAUUGGAAAGUUAAAAUCGCCCGAAGAAUGGUACGAAGAAGUUUAUGAAUAUAAACGGAGUGAUGAAACCUUCAAAGAACUAAAUAAACGUUUAUCACAGAUUGGUCAAGAUUUAAGUCUAGGAUUAAAUAUUCAAGAAUUAUUCGAUCGAAAACAAGAUGAAGAAGAUCGACAAAAAGAUUUAAAAGAUUUAAAUAAAAAACUAGACGAAAUCUCACAAAAAAUGUUAGAAAAACAAUGUGAACAAUAUAAAUUGAUCGAUAAAAUGAUCGAUAGACGUUUUCAAUCAUUUCGUUUUUAUUUAGCACAAAAUUUACUCAUGCAACAAGAUUUAAAUCAAUCACAAGAACUUCAAGAAAAAUAUCAAUAUUUUCUACAUAUACCAUAUAAAGAUUUGUAUAUCGAAGAGAAACUUGUUGGUAGCGGUGGAUUUGCUGACGUUUAUAAAGCUCAAUGGUUAACACAUCAUGAUCAAGUCGCUGUGAAAAUGAUACGAAUUAAUACUUUAUCCAAUAUUGAAAAUGACUUCUAUAGAGAAAUUUCCACCAUGUAUCGAAUCCGAUAUGAAAAUAUUCUAAGCGUUUUUGGUGCAUGUGUUGAACCGAACUUGUAUGCGAUUGUUGUUGAAUAUAUGCCGUUAGGUUCGUUGUACGAUGUCUUGCAUAAAAAGCGUGAACAGAUCUCAUUGGAUUGGCUUGACCGAUAUUCUAUUGCAUGGCAAAUGACAAAAUCAAUUAAUUAUUUACAUAAUCUUAAUCCGAUGAUUCUUCAUCGCGAUAUAAAAUCAAUGAACUUUCUAUUGAAAUAUAAUGGACCUUCGAAUCAAAAAUAUCUCGUUAAAGUUUGUGAUUUUGGUUUAGCGGAAAUUCGACGUGAAACCUUAUUGCAAUCGGCAGCAUUUCCGAACUCGCAACUAGUCGGUUCGUUCUAUUGGAAAGCACCAGAAUUAUUCACUCCACGUAGUCGAUAUACAAAACAAAGUGAUAUCUACAGUCUUGGUGUUGUCUUUUGGGAACUAGCUACAGCAAGAAUACCAUGGGAUGAAUAUGAAGAUGCAACAAUUGUAUUAGUUCAACUGAAAACAGGUGAACGACCAACUAUUCCAUCAGAUGUACCUGAAUUGUAUAAAAGUGAAAUACAAGAUGCAUGGCAUCAGAAUCCUCAAAAGCGUCCAUCAUGUUUUCAAUUGAUGGAACGACUUCGUAAACAACUAGACCAAAUAGAACCGUCGACUAUUGUAACUACUGAAAAAACCAUUAUUGAUUUACAUUCGCCCGAAACUGAAAUCGAACAGCCAACUGACGCAUUGAACUCAAUAGGGCAUACUGACUCCACCGUUACCGCAAUACAGGUGGCUGAUGAAGAGAAUGAAGAAAAAAGCCUGACAAAUAAUUUGCCAACUGUUGUUAUGACAGAAUCAUUUUACAGCGAAACUCAAAUAGCUGACGAAACUCUUAUAAAACCAACAGAACCAAUAGAGUCUGAAUUACCACUCGAACUAAAUACAUUGUCUUCAUCUUCGAAUAAAACGGAGUCACAAAGUCAAACCGUGUUGUCUGUGGACAAUCAAAUCGAAUCCGAAUCAUCACCACCAGAACGACGUGCAUCUUUUUCUACUAAAAACAUGACAGAAGAGCAAAAUCAAACUGGAUUCGAAUCAACAAAACAACCAAGUACAUGCUCUUCGUCCAUCCAUACAAAAGAAGAACAAAAUCAAGCAGUUUCUUCUUCUACCGUUAACACCCAAGAAAAAUCAUUCAAAACAACUCAAGAUCUAACGGCAAACUCUUCAGCGUACAAUCCUCCAUACUAUCCAUUUGAUGGAGCUUUCGGUCCAAUCUAUAGACUGGAAAAACGACGUCCAUUACAUGGCAAUUCUAAAUAG
Messenger RNA from Rotaria socialis, 2112 nucleotides. The record is from the annotation of a GenBank genome assembly. Lineage: Eukaryota; Metazoa; Rotifera; Eurotatoria; Philodinida; Philodinidae.